This is a messenger RNA of Entamoeba dispar SAW760, 672 nucleotides long. RefSeq lists its product as uncharacterized. Bases 1 to 672 code for a protein of 223 amino acids. The record is from RefSeq and is a predicted model, not a curated record. NCBI's taxonomy places the organism in Eukaryota, Evosea, Mastigamoebida, Endamoebidae. The transcript has a single exon.
AUGGAAUUUUCGUCAGAACAUCCAAAUGAAUUGACACUUCUCAAACGAGAAUCAAAAACAUACGAAGCAAUCCAACAAGGUGUAAUCAUUGGAUUACUUAUUAUUAAUGGGUACUCCAUUGAAAUUAAUGCACCAAGUCGUUUUGCUAUAAAAUCACUUCAACUAUUCAGCAUCAACGAAAUCUAUUUUAAUUCAAUUGCAAUGAAGUUUGGAAUAACAAUCAAUGUAUCAUGUGAACUUGGCUAUGAAGAAGAGAUGAAAGAGAAAGGAGAGAUGGAUGAGAAGACAAAGAAAAGAGUCAUCAAAAACACAAAACGAAGAAGGGAUAUAAACAAAUCAGCAAUAACAUUCAACACAAUGGUUCAAAUGGUAGAAAACAUUGGAUAUAAAAUCACAAAGAGAUCAAUCAAAAGUGCAAAGAAAACAAUCCAAAUGAUCAAAAUCAAAGAAAUUGGAAUUGGAGAAGAAUGGAAAAUGAAAGAAGAAAGAAUUCAAGAAAUUGGAAGUUUAAUCAAUCAAUACAUUAAAGGACUCAUCACAGGAACAGGUAAAACAAUUAUACUAAGAAAUGAUGAUCAAUACAUUAAUUCAUUAUUCAUCAUCAAUAAUGAAGAAGAGAAUAAAUGGAUGAAUAUAUCAGAAAGUACUUCACAUGAAGUGUUUUUAUUGUAA